AUGGCAGCUCUUGCCAGCUCUCUCAUCCGACAGAAACGAGCCGUCAAGGACGACCAGGCCAACCGGCCCGUAGCCAACAAGCGCAAAGUCUGCCCCAAGAGCAACAAGUCCCUCUGCCAGAAACAGAUACUCGUGCUCAUAAACAAAGUUCGAUUAUGUGGAGGACGAAGAAGAAGACCCGAUACAAGGCCGGAGCCGCAGCUGAAAGGCAUAGUCACCCGUCUGUACAGCCAGCACGGCUACUACCUCCAGAUGCAGCCCGAUGGAACCAUGGACGGCACAAGGGACGAGAGCAGCUCCUUCUCACAGUUCAACUUGAUUCCUGUGGGCCUCCGGAUAGUGGCGAUCCAGGGGGCGAAGACUGGGCUGUACCUGGGCAUGAACAGCGAGGGGUAUCUCUACACAUCGGAGCACUUCAACCCCGAGUGCCGCUUCAAAGAAAGCGUGUUUGAGAACUACUACGUGACCUACUCCUCGAUGCUGUACAGGCAGACCCAGUCCGGCCGCUCCUGGUACAUCGGCAUCAACCGAGACGGCCAAGUCAUGAAGGGCAACCGCGUCAAGAAGACCAAGGGAGCCGCCCACUUCCUGCCCAAAGUCAUAGAAGGUAUACACUACUACACAUAG
Engraulis encrasicolus (European anchovy) is the source of this 627-nucleotide messenger RNA. RefSeq names its product fibroblast growth factor 11b (gene fgf11b). Gene Ontology annotation, cellular component: nucleus; cytoplasm. Gene Ontology annotation, biological process: regulation of voltage-gated sodium channel activity. The record is from RefSeq and is a predicted model, not a curated record. The coding region runs from base 1 to 627 and encodes 208 amino acids. The transcript has 4 exons. Gene Ontology annotation, molecular function: sodium channel regulator activity; growth factor activity. Lineage: Eukaryota; Metazoa; Chordata; Actinopteri; Clupeiformes; Engraulidae.